Paramecium octaurelia is the source of this 1934-nucleotide messenger RNA. Lineage: Eukaryota; Ciliophora; Oligohymenophorea; Peniculida; Parameciidae. The record is from the annotation of a GenBank genome assembly.
CAUGGCAUUUGUAUAUUAAGCUUAACGAGAUCUAAACUAAUUAUUGACAUCUGUCCCAUCUAAUGUACUCUCAUUAUUCUAUUUAUAAUAGGUGGGUCCAGGUUCCUAUGGGCAAAAAAAGAAAAAACCAAUUAAGUAAUCUAUUGCUCCCUUCAAUUCAUUAUCCAGCCGACUUAAUCCAUUAAAAAACUCCUCCUUUCCAGGGCCUGGCAGUUAUUGUGUAAACUUUGCUAGUGCAGGGUACAUAAUCAAGUAAAUAUUAGAUAGAAAGUGCUCCUUCAAUCUAAUCCAUCAGAACUUAAGAUUCUUGAAAUCCAUAAAUAACAAUCCGUUUUUGCAUCCAAAUGUAAACGCUUUCAAGGAGUUAAUACAAGUGAUAAUCCUGGGUAGAGUAGUAUUGUGAUAUCUUAGUCCUGGAUCUUACUAACCAGAAUCAAUUUAACGUUAACAUUAUCACAAAGGAUCAGCCGAGAAUUUUAUCGAGUCUUUGUUGAAGUUGAAUAGAAACAAGUCAAUUCCAUCCAUCCCAACUAAUGAAUAAGUGUAUGGUUAUGUAGAUGGUGGAAGUUUAUCUAAAUUAAUCUAUUUUAGCUCUGUAAUUAAAUAAGAGUCCUUAAGUGGUUAUUUCAGGAUCAAAGAAUGAUUCAGUAGGUCCAGGCCAUUAUGAAUUAAAGAACUCCUUUGAUCUAAGUAAAGGGAAGGGAGUAAAUUGGCACUCUUCAAAACUACCCAAACUAGCACCUGUUGUCUCUAAAGACUAAAAAAUGAUAGUUGGACCUGGAACAUAUGAUAUUUAAAAUGAGAGCUAGCCUCUCUAUAAAUUGAUGCCUUCAGGAUCUUUUCAAUCUAAUACUCAGAGAUUCAAUAAUUAAGAGAAAGGAUAAAGAACUAAAGAAAUCCUUAAACUUCAAUUUGAAAUGAAGAAAUCUCAGUUACUCUAAGAUGGAUAAUUUCAAGAUUUGAAAGAAGAACAAUUCGAGGAAACUGAAGUAUAAUUUGUCAAAACAUUAGAAUGAUUUGCCUGGUCCUGGAUAUUAUGCAAAAGAUUAGAGUGCAGUAACUCAUACUAAAUCUACAUCCAAAUUAGGAACACAAUGCUUUGGAUCCAAAUUGAAAAGAUUCGAAAGUGAUUCACAUUUGAUCUAAGUUGGACCAGGAGACUAUUCAAUCGAAACAUCACUAUCCAAAAGCAGUCUUGCUCAAAAGUACCCACCCUUCUUAUCAUCCAAUACUCGUUUCGAAUAAAAGCAUUUAAACGGAAAGGUUGGCCCUUAAUCUUACAAUAUCAAUUAGAGUGUAAGCAAAUAAAAUAGUUAGUUUAGCUGGAACAUGACAUGAUCAAAAAACUCGAUAGAUCUCCUGUUGGCAAAUUUGGAUAUAAUUCACCUCGAUUUCAAGAUGAUUAAAAUAAAGAAUAGCAGCUUGGUCCAGGAUAUUAUGAAUAUUCAACUUAAUCUCCUUAAAAAUAAGGGGCUCAAACUGUGUUUAAAUCUUAAACCAAAAGAAUAGAUCCAAGUGUACAAAGCAAAUUAGAGUUGCCAGCACCUGAUCAAUACAAUCCAAAAAAUCAUACGAUUGAGUUUAUUAUAAAAAAGGAUGAAGAGGAUGAUCCAGAGUUUGAGAUCUAGAGACCUCCAUUUUAAUCCUCAGCUCCUCGAUUCUAAAAUAAAGGGGAUUUCAAAAUUGAUGAAUUAGAUGAAGAACUGUAUAUGAAGAAAUAGAAUCAAAAAAAGGAAGACCAUAAAGUUCCUUAUAAAUAAAAAUAAUCACCUCCCCCUUUUAAUGUGCAGGUAUUCUUUAGUAUUAACACUUAGGAAAAAAGGUUUCAAUAUCGUAAAGUAGCUGUCUAAUCCCCUGGCCCAGGAGAAUACAACCAAUCUAUAAAUAAAUCAUGGGAGAAACCAUCUUUUAAUGUUCAAUUCUCUUCAAUUUGA